Messenger RNA from Mercenaria mercenaria, 1882 nucleotides. RefSeq lists its product as uncharacterized. The transcript is spliced from 9 exons. The record is from RefSeq and is a predicted model, not a curated record. Bases 54 to 1775 code for a protein of 573 amino acids. NCBI's taxonomy places the organism in Eukaryota, Metazoa, Mollusca, Bivalvia, Venerida, Veneridae. Gene Ontology annotation, molecular function: zinc ion binding.
AUUCAUUUGUGUUCAUUACAGACUGCUUCACAUACCUUUGUGACUUUCAUAGAAUGCAGUCCUGGGACAGAUGGUUACGUACAGGAACAAAUGGAUGUCAGCAAUUUAGAGAAGAAAUUAUGAAGUUACUGUGCAAUGUAGCAAAAGCUCGAAGUGAAUCUGAGUAUGAGGAGUCUGUGUCUAUUCUGAAGAACUCUGAAUAUUGGAAAGAAAACAAAAACUUGUCUACAUGGUUUCAGAAACAAUGGUUGUCUAAUAGCCGAAGAUGGGUCAGCUGUUACAGAAGGACUAUUUUUAACGUAAGAGUGAGUACAACUAAUGGGCUAGAACGGCAGCACCAGACACUGAAAGCUUCAUACCUGUCAGGGUACACAGACGGUACACUGACCUGUUUGGUUACAUGUUUGGUAACAAGAUUUCUGCCAGACAGUUAUAAGAGGUAUGUGGAAUACAACGUUAAGAGUUUGGACAUGUGCAGGGCAUACACUCCAAACUUGCCGAAUUUUCUUCACAACCGCCCAAAAAUGUUUGUAAAGCAUUGUGCUCAAAGGCUUCCUCCUUCACAAGAACAUAUUCCAAUGGAAAAUAUCAAGAAACAAGAAGAUGAGGCUGUAUUUACUAUCAAAAGCAUAGACAGCGGAUCUUGUUACACAGUAGAUUUGGGCGGUGCACUACCCAGUUGUAGUUGCAAAGAUUGGGAAAAGUUCCAUCUUCCUUGCAAGCAUAUGCUUGCUAUUCUUACACAAAUUGAAGGCUAUGGUUGGGACUCCUUAAAUGAAGAUUUUAGAGACUGUCCUCAUUUCUGUAUUGACCCAGAUUUGAAAAAUUCCUGCCAUUAUGAUAAAAAAGUCGCAAUUCCAGAGCCAUUAACAUCGAACAACAGAAGAAAUUUCAGUGUGAAAACCGAUAAACGUCAAACAAACCAGGAAGAAUUAAGUAUAAAUAUAGAUAAAAAUCCGCAAAUAAAGCCCAAAAAAACAGCCAUAGGGUCAAGAUGUAAAGGGUUGUCCUCAAGCAUACACAGUCUCAUGUUUUUAAUAAAGAAGAGAGAGGACUACGAGGAAAUUUUUCAAGAUUUAACCCAAUUAUAUUCCAAGUUGAAGAAGAUGGUGCCUACAGAAGGAGGUUUAAGAACAAGACCUGUAAAAUUCGGACGCAAAGACAGGCUCUUUAAACACGGUCAGCUGAACCUUAGGAAAAAUAAAAGGAAUCAAAGAGGACACCAAAGUUUCAUAGGAAGAAGACAGAAAAGUAAAAAGGAUUGCUACAAACAUGGUACAAAUUCAAAUGGAGAAGCUUUGAAUCCACAAAGAGCCAACCAUAGUAGACAGAACUGUAUUAUUCCACAAGACAGUUGUAUGAAUAUUACAGAAAAUUUGGAAGAAUCCAUCAGAGAUACUGAAUUGGAACAUCUAGAUACAUUGGUAGUAGGCACAGCAUCACAGACAGAAAUAGAUGAAGCAGAAGCUGAUGGACUGGUUGAAAAGUUAUGGGCACUUGAUAGAGAUUUUGACGUUCCAGUUGCCAAGGUAUACGGCAUAUCUGUCACAGAUACUGAUAUAAGGUCUCUUAAUGGAACUCGUUGGUUGACAGAUAAUGUGAUUGACGGUUUCCUGGAAAUGCUUACCAAUCAAGAAAAUGACAAGGGCACAAAAAUACUGCAUAUACUGCAUUCAACAAUGAGAGGCAUAGUACUUGGCACAUACGAUCCCAGGAAUCAGAGAACAAUGAAGCUUAAGGUAUGUUAUUAUGUCUUCCACCACACAGUGGUGUGAGAGACAUAUUGAUUUACUCCAGUCUGUGUGUGUGUCUGUCACAAAGCUUGUCCGCACCCUUAAGUCGAACAUUUCUCAUCCGAUUUUCAACAAACUUAAACAAAAUG